GCGAAAAGUGCAGCUACGAGGCCAUCAAGGCUGCUGAGCUCUGCAUUGCCGCGAAGGACCUUUCUGCCGAGUACCUUCGUGAUGCCAGUCGCUGGGAGGAGGCACGCUUCUGGAUCGAUAAGUGCUGCAUUCGUCAGAACGAUGAGGAGUUUAUGUCCUUGUCCAUCCAGCUCAUUGAAGAAUUCAUGCAGCUCUGCCACGGCAUGGUCGUGAUCUUCACCUGGUCCUACCUGGAACGACUUUGGUGCGUUUACGAGUGGGCGUGCUUCUUGGUGUUUCACGAGCCCCACGACAUGGUCAUCUGCGCCGAGUCCCUUUACCGAGCGGGCACGGAGGAGCGGUUCUUGGAGUCCGUCCGUCGCUUCUCCGUGGAGCAGAGCCAGUGCACCGAUCCGGAGGACCGGAAAGUCCUGGAGCAAAAGAUCAAAGAGUACUACGGAUGCUGUGAGAACUUCGAGCGAUUUCUCCGAGUCUCCGUGAUUGCCAUCAUCGGUCGUUGUUUGGCAGCUCGCGGGGCGCGGAACAAGACUGGCCUUUGCAACUGGGUCGAUUUGGCAGACGACUUGGGCUUCCAGGACCUGGCAGAUGGCCUGCGCCUUGCGGAUCCGGCCGCCUGGCGGCAGCAAGCUUUGGACGAGGUGGAAACCAGCAACACGGAUUUGCAGAGCUGCAUCAAGGCACAAAGCGAUGCCUGGUUUGCCGACCACAUUACACCCAUCCUCGCCGCCGAGCGCCGGCGUGCUGUUCAGCGAAACGUCUUCCGAAGCAUGCUGCUCCGCAAGAACUUUGCCUUCGCCUCGGCAGUUGCGCGUGGACGUCCUGUUGUCCAAAGUCCACAUUCUGAGGUUCGAAAAACACUGAGCGCCGCGAGCUGA
Molecule: messenger RNA, 875 nt
Organism: Symbiodinium necroappetens
Lineage: Eukaryota; Dinophyceae; Suessiales; Symbiodiniaceae
Source: the annotation of a GenBank genome assembly